Molecule: messenger RNA, 846 nt
Organism: Quercus robur (English oak)
Lineage: Eukaryota; Viridiplantae; Streptophyta; Magnoliopsida; Fagales; Fagaceae
Exons: 2
Coding region: 71-616 (181 amino acids)
Molecular function (GO): protein binding
Source: RefSeq, a predicted model, not a curated record
CAGAGGUUUGAGCCUCUCGCUAACCAAAAUCUCCUCUCCACAACUCUCUCUCUCACUUUCAAAAACUUUCAUGGAGUCCAACAACAGCAAAAACACAGAGACCAUCAAAUUCCUCUGCAGUUAUGGCGGGAAAAUCCUCCCUCGCUACACCGACGGCACGCUCCGCUACGCCGGCGGCCUUACACGUGUUCUCGCCGUCGAUCGCUCUAUUUCUUUCACAGAGUUGAUGGUGAAGCUCGGAGAGUUCUGUGGCUCAUCGGUGAAUCUCCGGUGUCAAUUGCCGACCGGAGAUUUGGAAACCCUAAUUUCGAUCACUUCCGACGAGGACUUGGCGAAUGUUAUCGAAGAGUACGAUCGCGCUUCUUCUUUGUCGAUGAACAACCGUCCUUUGAAGAUCAGAGCCGUGCUCUCGCCGCCGAAAUCUCUCAAACAAAUCUCUCCUCCUCAAACUCCCCCCGAAUCCUUGAGAAACUCUCCCUCCUACCGAUUCGCUCCCCGGACUUACUCGCCGCCGGCCGGUUACUCAAUCGGCGCUCGGAAUUGCUACCGGAAAAGCUACCCGUAUAGCCGCCAAGUUGAGGAGUAUCCUAGGUUUUCGAAGAUUUACACACAUUGACUGAUAGGAUCUUCUUAUACAACACAGACUUCGCAAAGCUUGGUUCAACUUGUUUAACCGACUCUACACUUGCACACAGAGACAGAGACUACGUGCACAAGUGGACUUUUACAUAGCCAUUUGAAAUGCACAACUCCAUUUAUCAUCGAUGGUGACAUUGCGAACGAAAUAUUCUAUCUCAGUCAAAGAUGAAUUGGACGCCUUUCAUGAAUCUCAAAUUCUUUAGUAUA